AACUGUGGGUAAGUGUUUGGAUCUUCAACUGUGGGUAAGUGUUUGGAUCGUAUGUGAAAGGAUGCUGACUGUAUAUCGAGUUUUGUAACAAUUUAGAAUUUAAAUUCAUUCAAAUCUAAUUGUAAACAUUUCUAUCAGUUCGUGGCCAGUUCAAUAAAUUUGUGUUGCAGUAUUCUUUAUUCGUUUUUGAUAUUAUUUGAUACGGAGCCUGAAAUAUAAAAAACCUCGUUUAUUUGUUGGAUGAAGGGUGAAGUGCUAUCAAAGUGCCUCAUUUCUUUUCUGGAUGGGGCGAUUGUAGUUCCUGUAGUUCUUGAACGGAGAAGAAAGAAAGUUGUUGAUGGAUGAAUAAACUUUGGUUCCUUUUCUUCAUUUACGUCUCUUAACAUGAUCUUCCUCCUACUGUCGCCCCAGCCUGAGUAAAGUGUUGGCUCGCCAGCUGCAACUUACACCUCUCAAGCUCUCAAUAUCCUAAUACAUAUCUAACAAUUUCUUGAUACACGUAAAUAUAUUUUUAUCGAUAGAUAUUUGAAACUGUAAAUUGAUAUUUUGUUAAUAUAUAACGUUUGUCAAAGUGAUAUACACCCAAGUCUUUUCUGUGUGGUGAUACAUAGCUAACAUCCAUUGAUACACAUUUCACCUAGUAUUCUUGCCCUUUUCGUCCCGCCCUUCUGGAGUUACACCUGAUGGUCAUUAAUCAGAGCCGUUCGAUACACGUGCUGCGAGUUUGGCUACCGAAAUCUGAAAGAAUUCCGACUGCCGAGAAAAAGGCUUCAGUCUUCCGCCAAUUCCAUGGCGGUGGUCUUCAGAUGGGGGAGGAACUCCUUCCUUUGUUCUCAUCCCAUGGUUCGUCGUCGUCGUCUUCUUCUCCGGUUUAUCUCCACUUCUGCCCUCCCCGUGUAUCGAAAUUCGGGAAGAGACCUCUCCGUCUACAGCUCCAGGAUCCGAGAACUAGCGCGCCUCGGCCAUGCCAGCGAAGCCCGCCGGUUGUUCGACGAGAUGCCGCACAGGGAUACCAUCACCUGGAACUCCAUGAUCCUCGGGUACUCCCAGAACGGCAUGAUGGAGGAGGCUCGCUCUCUCUUCGAUGCCUUCGCUGGUAGGAAUACCAGGACGUGGACCAUUCUAGUCUCCGGGUACGCCAAGAACGGGCGCGUCGACGAGGCUCGCCUCCUGUUCGACUCAAUGCCGGAGCGCAAUGAGGUUUCUUGGAAUGCCAUGAUCAGUGGGUAUGUCCAGAAUGGGGACAUCAAGCAUGCUUGGAUUUUGUUCGAUGAAAUGCCUGAGAGGAACAUUGUGUCGUGGAACUCUAUGAUCACCGGGUAUUGCCACGCGCAUCGGAUGGGGGAAGCUCGAAGACUUUUUGAAAAUAUGCCAGAGAGGAAUCUGGUUUCUUGGACUGUGAUGAUUUCUGGGUAUGCUCAGAUUGAUGACCACAGCGAGGCGUGGAGGGUUUUUGUUAGAAUGCACCGCGAGGGAGUGAGCCCGGACCAGGCCAAUUUUGCCGCCGCUGUCUCUGCGGUUGUUGGUCUCGGUGACCUCAAGCUGCUCGAGAACCUGCGGACGCUUGCGAUCAAGGCUGAUUUUGAGGGGGAUGUGGUUGUGGGCACCGCGAUGCUAAAUGCAUACACGAGAGAGAGUGCAGGGUUGGACAUGGCAGUGAAGUUCUUUGAGGGAAUGCCGGAGAGGAAUGAAUACUCUUGGUCCACUAUGAUUGCUGCCUUCUCGCAUGUUGGACGGUUGGAUGAUGCUCUCUCUGUUUAUGAGAGGGACCCCGAGAAGUCGAUCGCCUCUCGGACUGCAUUGCUGACUGGUUUUGCUCAAAAUGGUAGGAUUCACGAGGCAAGACUCCUAUUCGAACAGAUUCCAAACCCUAAUGUGGUGUCCUGGAAUGCCUUGAUUGCUGGGUAUGCACAGAACAGUAUGCUUGAUAAGGCGGAGGAGUUAUUUAAUAGAAUGCCCGUAAGGAAUGCAAUCUCAUGGGCCGCGAUGAUAGCUGGCUAUGCACAGAAUGGGCGGAGUGAGGAAGCUCUGGAGCUUCUGUCAGAGCUUCAUGGGCUCGGGAUGCUGCCCAGCCUUUCAAGUUUCACCAGUGGUUUCUUUGCCUGUGCUAACAUUGGAUCUCUCGAGAUGGGCAAACAGUUGCAUGCUCUUGCAAUUAAGGCUGGUUCUCAGUUCAAUUCAUUUGUUAGCAAUGGUCUGAUUUCUAUGUAUGCAAAGUGCAGGAAGAUGGAAGAUGUAAGUCAGGUUUUUAGCUGGAUGAGAGUGAGAGAUACUGUAUCCUGGAACUCUUUGAUUGUGGCACUAUCUCAGAACUAUAUGUUGGAGGAUGCACGAACUGCUUUUGAUAAGAUGCCCAAUCGAGAUGUAGUGUCCUGGACUGCCAUGAUUUCAGCAUAUGUACAAGCUGAACAUGGGAAUGAGGCUUUGAAACUAUUCCUCAGAAUGUUACGUGAAGGAAUUUUACCCAACUCGUCAACAAUAACUAGCCUGCUUAGUACUUGUGGGAGCUUGGGUGCCACGAAGCUAGGUCGGCAGAUCCAUGGCCUUGCUAUUAAAUUGGGUUAUGCUUUGGAACUCUUUGUGGGCAAUGCUUUGAUAACAAUGUACUUUAAGUGUGGCUGUGUUGAUUCUUUCUGGGUCUUUGAUGAGAUGGUGGAGCGUGACAUAGUUACAUGGAACUCAGUGCUUGCAGGCUGCGGUCAGCAUGGUUUUGGGAGAGAAGCCAUUGAGAUUUUUGAGCUGAUGAAAUCUGAAGGAGUUUUGCCAAACCAGAUCACUUUCAUGGGGCUCUUAUGUGCCUGUAGCCAUGCUGGAUUAGUCGAUGAAGGAUGGCACUAUUUUAAGUCAAUGAACAGAGAUUAUGGGCUCAUGCCACUGGAGGGGCAGUAUGCCUGUAUGGUGGACCUUCUUGGCCGGGCUGGUCACUUGUAUGAAGCUGAAGCAUUCAUAGAGAACAUGCCUAUUGAGCCAGAUUCUGUAGUCUGGGGAGCACUGCUUGGUGCUUGCAGAAUCCAUCAGAAUGUGGAACUUGGCAGAAGGGUUGCUGAAAGGCUGUUUGAUAUGGAGCCACAGAAUUCUGGAAAUUAUGUUUUACUAUCAAAUAUCUAUGCAUCUCUUGGGAUGUGGGAUGAAGUUGAAGAGGUGAGGAAGCUGAUGAGGGAGCGAGGUGUGACAAAAGUGCCAGGGUGCAGCUGGAUGCAAAUAAGAAACAAGAUGCACUAUUUUGUCACUGGAGAUAAGCAGCAUGAGCAGAUUGAGGAGAUACGUGCUACUCUGAAGGAGUUGUAUAGGAAACUGAAAGAUACAGGUUAUGUUCCUGACACCAAAUUUGUUCUUCAUGAUGUGGAGGAGGAGCAGAAGGAGAAUGCUCUUCUCUACCACAGUGAGAAACUAGCUGUUGCUUAUAGUCUCCUGACAACACCCAAUGGCACACCAAUGCAAAUUAUGAAGAACCUCCGAAUUUGUGGUGACUGCCAUACUUUUAUCAAGUUCGUAUCCAAGGUUACUGAAAGAGAAAUUGACAUAAGAGAUGGAAACAGGUUCCACCAUUUUAAAAAUGGUGUUUGUUCUUGUGGAGAUUAUUGGUGACUUUGUAUUUAUCUUGUGAGGGGAUUCAUAGAAAGAAUCUCUGCUAAACUGCUAGAUGGUCAGGAGCAAAGAAUUCUUAAUGGAUAAAGAAUCUGGUUCCAACUGUUCUAGAACAGGUGUUGCUCACGAGGAAAUUACUGGUGGGGGCUUUUGUGGCAACGAUGAUCAGAUGAGGCUUGCAGAAUUCUGGUUUUUUGUGGAAGCAUUAAACCAUUCACUGACCUUGAUGGGCAUAGCUGAGCUUCGCUAUCUAAUGUUUUAAAGAGCUCAAAGAUGAGUGGCUUCUGAAGUUAUCUGCAAUCUUGCAUCUGAAGGUCCAGAUUGAUGGGAAGAGAACCUGCGAAUGCAUCUUUCUUUGCCCAGAGUGGCUUUGCUUUUCGAUAUACUGGCAGUUUUGCAUUAGAAGGCCUUGAUUGAUGGAAGGAGAAGCUUCUGAACCAGACCAGAGGCCAAAUGAAUUACAGAAAAAGAUAUGAAUCAUUAUUUUAUGGUUUGUCAUGUUCAGUGACAAACUAGAUGUAGUAGAAUGAAAAUGAUAACAGAAUGUCAAAAGUUACUGCAAUAACAGAAUCAAUCCAGAAAGAAGUGACAGCAAGAAUCUGAUAUUUUUUAUUUAAGAAUGUUUUGGAUUUCUUCAACAAUCAACUUUACUCUUGAGAUUGCCAAACAACCAUGCUUCAGGUGCAAAAAGGAAAAAUGAAAAAAGAAUCAAAAGGAAACGGAGGAAGAAGUGGUUACAAUAUGGAGCACAGUGUUCUGAUACCAUGUGAAAAAGCAUGUACAUAAGGAAGAGAGAGAGAGAGAGUAUGCAGCAUGGUUCUUAUCAGUCUAUGCCAUUUAUGAAUUGCUUGUAUAUUUAAUCUUUUGAUAGUGAUAAGGUCCUGGAAUGACUAAUCUUAUCUUGCUUGAGUUGACAUUUAUAAAUCAGGCACCAAUUAGGGAGCACGUAUUCACUUUUGGUGGUCUGUUAUGAUCUUAAAUCUGAAAUUUGGACCAAUAUAAAAUGUCUUCAUUCUUGAGCUGACAAUAACUGAAGGCGCUCAGUGAAGGUGCAACCUAACCAGGUUGAGAUGGCAGCAAUCUGCGUCCAUGUUUAACAAUAUUACGAGGAUGGUGGAGUUUAUGCAUUAUCUUGUACAAGUUCAAUGCCAUGGGACAUCACGGAAUGGAAAUUAAUGUAUACAAUUCAUGGCUUACUGAUGAGGGGAAGAUGGCGCCUGCUUUUCAAUAUGAUACACUAAUUUUCCAUCUUUACAUUAGUGUUGCAAAAGAUAGCUAGGAUGACUUUAAAUGGUUAAGUGGACUUCAUUUAUGUGUAAGUUUGUUCUCGAACAGUCUCCUGAAGUUUUCUCCCUUUCAAAUUAUUAUUAUCAUGGAAAAGCUGUGAUUAAGCAUGCACAUGCAUGCGUGCAGAAAGACAUAUGCACACACACACAUGGCCUACGUGCACACUCGCUUAUAUGGAUGCAAACAUUCCCAUGCACACUAUCAUCAACAUCUCAAUGUUUCUAUUGUUUGAACAGAUCUUCUGAUUUUCUAUUUUUUUUUUUGCAAAUUACACUUUAUAUCUGAUAUAACCUUUGGGAUUUUGACGACAGUAGCAUUUGUUUCUCAUUUCAGUGACUAUGGGAAUUGUUUAGUGAAAUAACCGCUGUUUUCUGAUCGAGCACGUUAGCUAAUUCAAACAAAUGGCAUUUCAAAACAUGCUAACUGAAAUCAUGUUGCUGAUUGACUUCUUGCUCCCUUUUAAGUUUUAAACUUGAAGAUUGAUUUCUUGGACUCCUGUUUCUAUUAACAUUUUCUUUUAAAAAUCUUACUGAUAUACUCCUCUUUAUAUUUACAUAUAUCAGAAUAUUUUAAAACUUUUUUUACCUGGAAAAGUAGUUGAGCCUCCCCAUACAACAAUUGACCUCAGAUAUUGUGAGUGCAUCAAGCAUAAGCAACAAGUUGGGAAAAUGGCUGGGUUUUGCCCUGGACCUACUGCAUUUAUCCAUAUUCACGCAUUUUUGUUAUGUUACACUCUCUUUAGCUAUGCCUUAUAUUCUUUCUGAACAGAAAAGAAGUACCAUGGUAGUGGGCAAUAACCCUCCAACAAUAGCUAUAAACAUGACUAACAUCACUAUCAAAAUAAUUUGGAAAGAUGUACAGAUCUUUAUCUGCUGUUAUUAUUUAUAAGGGAUACUUUAUCUCUCUCUGUAUGCUUUUCCAUGAUAAAACUGUUAUGUGGGAUGGAAUUUAACAAUCAGGCCUGUGGCAUCGUCUCAUUUACUGUGCUCAAAUCUUCAAUGAUAUUGGAUCACUGAUGUGAUUCCUAAAUCAAGUACAGAGAAUUUAUAGUCAAGGUCUAGAGCGUGAACAUUUUAGAAAAUUCUAUGCUGUCAAAGUUGUUAAUUCCACUUUUUUGUCACUUUUUAUUUCGAAGCUGGAAACUGUGAGCUGGAUAGUUCUACAAAUUCAACUUUUAGCAUCAGAUGUCAUAUGCGCUUCAAUAGUUAUGCUUGACUUAUACUUGACUUAAGCUCUGUUUGGAUGUGGACAUUGCUUAGUUGCUGAUAUCACAAAUGCAUCACAAGGAGCAGUGCGAGUAGUCCAGAAGGGGAAGAAAGGGCCUAUUGAGGGAAGCCAUCAAAUUUGAAAUCCUUAAAUUUUAUGGAUAAUGUAAAUCAUGCUUUACAGGGAUAGUGUGAUUGGCGGCUUCUCCUGAUCCUACAUACUCCUUCCUGGCUUUCUCACUCCACUUUUCUCUUCACCCUCCCCUCAUGCAAGAGAUAUUCAACAAGUAAGAUGUGUCCAAAUAGAGCCUUGGAGUUGAGAGAUAAUCACUACAUGAUUUUGACCAUAUAAUCAGGCAGAACCACUUUUGGUUCAACCAUGGAGAAUAUGGUUAGCCAUCGUAUAGCAUAAACAUCAGUCAGUGGAAGACAGUAAAGUAGUAAAAGUAUUCUCUCAGUAUCCCUUCUCUCUUUAAUUUUUUUUCUAUAUAUGUAAUUACAUGUUAGAUUUCUAAUACUCAAAACUCAAAUUUUAUUCUGUUUCCCCCGAUAACUAAAGCCGUCAUCACGACCAUCAGAUUGUUGGAAGGUGCUCCAAAAGUUAAUAUUCAUGGAUUUAAAACGAAAAUUGUCUUCGGUUGGUCUGGUUUAUGCUUCCUUUUAACCUCAUAAAUAUGAUGAAUAAGCAGAUCAAAGACUUAAGAAUACAUUAAUUGGAGUACAAUACAAUUUGUCUGUAUUUCUAAACUGAAGUUCAAUUACCUUUUUUUUAUUAAUCUGUGCUUUCAUAAGUGCAUAAGUGUUGUGCCUGAAACAUCUUAUCAAUUUUUUUUCUUGUGUAGAAGUUUGUUAAUAUCACAGUCCAUAUUUGGGCCAUCUUCAAUUCUUCAUACUUGCAUCAGUCACUAGAUGGUUGCACUGAAACUCCUUACUUCACCGUCCACACUUGGAAUCCUUUGGUAGCUUCUCUAACUUCAGCAUUUCCUGCUUUAAGAUGUUUCCUCUUUAGCCAUGCUAUGAAUGCAUUGCUGGUUAUUAUUUAAUCGAUUUGCCUGCGCACAUAUUCUUAUCAUCAUCUGCAUCUAGUUGCACCAUCACUCUAUAUGUGGCACUGCUGGGCAUGUACUUCAUAGGAGGGCAGUGUUUAUUUAUCGUGUUAACAAAUUUGCUCUAUUGCCAGUUAACUUCAUCAGCCAACUCAUCCAGUCACCACACUGUCUCUGCCAUAUCCCUACUUUGCAGACUUACGGCUUUGAGAUCUUAAGUUUGCAUCUUAACAACCAUUAUUUUAUGGUUAACUUUGUUUUGUGACAGUUUUGUGAUAGAAUUAAUGAAAAAAAUCAGCUACAUAGUUGCAACAACAAUUAUUCUCUCUACCAAGCUUUCUCUUAGUAUCAUUGUGUAUAAUAUCAUAGGUCUCUACAUGAAAUGAGUACAUAUAGGGCUGGAAAUAGACCGGGCUGGGCCGAGCCACACCCCUACUCGAGCCCGGCCCGAAAUAUUUUUUCGGGCUUCGAGCCGGGCUUAGGCCCAAAAAUACGAAACCCCGGCCCAAGCCCAAUUAGGCCAACCAAGUGGGGAGAUUGAGAGAGAAGAUCAUGAUACCUCUUCAAUGGCGGCGGAGGCGGAGAGAAGAGGAAUCGAGUACGAGGAGAGGUGGAGAACGGUGAAUGAGGAGAACUCUAGCCUUAGGCUCCGGAUUGGAUUUUGUUGAUCGAUCGGAUUCCGUAUUUGGGAGUUUGGGGAAUAGACCGAAUAAGAGAAGUUAUCGACGGUCUGUUGCUCGUUGGUACUCCCCCCACUCCCCAUGCAUUCUGGCGUAGGCUUCGGUGCGCCCAGCGCUAUGUAGGCGUGGCCGUCCUUCAACGACGGCAGUGGUCCGAACGACCCGCCCUCGACAUCCUUCGCCUGGUCUGCACCUCCGGUGGCUAUCUCCUCGAUCAAUUGGACCACCUCCUUCAUAUUGAGCCUUUGUUUUGAAUCUACGUCGAUGUACGCCUCACGAGCUGCAGGAGCCGCUCCAUCACCAGCUCCGAUGCCUUGUCUCCUCCUGUGAUCAUUGAAGCGAUAAGUUCUCUCAUAGACCGGAGCCGACACCAGAGGGCAUGGGGAUUUCGGGUCUUAUCCAGUCUCGAGCUUGGGCUGGGCCCGGGCUGGGUCAAUGAUAUACUCGAGCCUGGCUCGAAAAAAAAGUGGGCUCUAUAAUUAAACCCAAAUCCGACCUGAAAAUUGUCGGGCCUAGCCAAUAGCCCGGCCCGAACCCAUUUCCAGCCCUAAGUACAUACCCAUAUUUGUUAUCCUAAAGCUUUGUCAUGUGAGAGAGGUAUGCAUGAUGAGAGUUUCUUUUAGUAUGGUAGUAGAAAUAUGGAAAAAUAAAAUCUUGACAUUACAUGAAUUUAAUGAAUUUGCUAGAAUUCAUGAAAAAAGUAGAUAUAGCCUCUAAAUAGCCAUGAGAUUCAUUUGGUUGAUGCGAUAUAUCUUUUAGAUACUAGGUGAUCACUUGGAAGUUGCUCUGUCGCUACCUUUGUAGCUUGACUGCACAUCAUGAUGCAAUUGACACGUAGUGUUUAUUUGAGGAAGUUCUUUUGGGAAGACCAAUGAAAGACCUUGGACGACACUGGAACAAAGGUGGCUGCUGGAAACCUAGAAGAAUUAGUGAUACAUUUUAGGGUGCCAUCUGUUUCAACUCUGCCGCUAUUAGAUAUAAAUGGUGCUGAUGCAUGUGAGGCAGAAAACUGUUGUAUUUGCCAUGAGAAUGCAUUUUCCAUCAUUGAACCCAAGCCAAUAUAUGAACAAGCUCCCAUAUUUUGCAUGCUUGCUACCUAUAUUGAGAGUUCCUUGCAAUGUAAUCUUAUAUGCAUGUCGAAUCCGUAGGCAUGAUAAUUGUUCCUGUCAAAUGCAACUCCUUUGAUUUUUGCCUACUUUUUUUUUAAAAAAAAAUGAUUUUCUCAAAACAUCACCAAUGUAUUGGCUUUAUUUCAUACUUCAUUUAUUCAUUGAGACUUUCAUUUUUCUAUAACUUUAAUUGUCUUAAAGUUGCUGUUUCGAUAUCAUGGUUAUGUCACACUGGCUGCCAAUGUGGUAUUAGCUCUCUUUCAGUCUUUGUAGCUCUUAUAGUUUCUCUAAACUUGCUGGAUUUGAAUGUGUCAAACUCUUGGACAUUUGGCUUAUGUUGAGUUGUGAUGUUCUUCUUCAUCUGGUCUCAGUUACCUAUAUCAUGAUACAAAGUGUGUUAUCAAUGAUCAAACACUUCCUUUCCUUUCCAAGCCUCUUGAGAUACAAUCAUAAGAAAUCCACCAAGAGGGAAGCUUGCUGGACCAUAUGAAACAUCACAGCUGGAAUCAAGGAUCAGAUACAGGCAAGGUUCGCCGGACCGACCGUACCGACGUACCGGUGGACAAUGGUAUCGGUUUCGGAACCGAUACCGAACCAGAGACGCGACGUGCGGACGCAAAAAAAAAAAACUAUGCAUCCGCGUGCGGAUGUGUUAGAUGCUGUGGUGUUAAAUGGCCCACGCGGGCUGCCAGCCCACGUGGGCACGCUGCCCCGCACGAGGUAAUAGCUUGUACCGGUGGAAACCGGCUUGUAUCGGUUCGUACCGAGCCGGUACGCACCGGUUUAAGUACGGAACCAAUCAGUUCCAACCCAAACUCGGUCGGAACCGAAUUUAAAUAUUGUAUCGUACCGGUGCCUGUCGGCACCGGUUCGGUAUGGGCCGAACCAACCGGUUCCGAUCAGUUCGGCAUACCUUAGAUAUAGGCAUGGGUGGUGAAAGUGAAUGACAUGAUUGGAUACCAUUCUUCUUUUGCAUAUUGUCAGGUUUGCCAACAGUGUGCUUGACCUUGUGAGUGAAGCUAUUAUCAUGUUUCUGUAGACAUAAUCAUAAUUUCUUGAAGAAAAUUCUUGCAGUUAAAGAUGAAAGAUUUAUUCUUCAUUGAAUUACUGAGUGCCUAGUGCAACAACCUUUGUUUUGUCCCAUCAGAAUUCCUCUUAUUGUUAUGCUAGGACAACUUUUUAUCACUAAAUCCCAUGUUGUAAUUACUGUUGCUACUAUUGGUUCUUCAUUGCACCUGCUGCAGACUGCUGAGUUUGAUAUCAAGAACGAGGCUUUGUUGGCCAUCUCAAAUGCAACUUCCAGCGUUUGAUCUUGCUGUGAACUGGGGUUCAGAUUUCCGACGAGCUAGGUCUGCAUCAAGCCCUUGUGCGAUCUCCUCAUCCGCCCUGACCCAAGAAUUGUCAACAGUUUCUUUCGAAGGUCUUGAAAACAUCAUGAAGGCCAGUGAAGCUGAGAAGUUGAGCACCACUGGGAGUGCUAAAUUUGUAAGUGCAGUUGAUGGCCGGCAUUGCCGAGAUUCAUAAGAAGGCUGCAAAGAUACUUGGGAACAACGAGCAGGUCCCAUUUCCAUCUGAUGGAUUCAACUUCAGCUAAGAGGAGGUUGGUUUAAAAAAUCCCAUUAGUUCUCGGUUGUGUAGGAUACUUCGGCAACGUGAAGAUCAAUCAUUUUUUCGCACAAAAGAUACAAUCCAUACCCUUAUCAAUAAACUCUGAAACCCUUUAUGUAAGGAGGCAUUGCAGCAAAAUAGAAAAAUGGCAUGGAACCUUUCUCAAUGAAAGAAGAGCCCCGGUGUUCUUAAAUUUGAUGCUGUAUAGAAAGGUCCAAUUCUAUCCA
This is a messenger RNA of Phoenix dactylifera (date palm), 10750 nucleotides long. The record is from RefSeq and is a predicted model, not a curated record. NCBI's taxonomy places the organism in Eukaryota, Viridiplantae, Streptophyta, Magnoliopsida, Arecales, Arecaceae.